Molecule: messenger RNA, 555 nt
Organism: Trypanosoma rangeli
Lineage: Eukaryota; Euglenozoa; Kinetoplastea; Trypanosomatida; Trypanosomatidae
Product: cAMP-dependent protein kinase regulator
Exons: 1
Coding region: 1-555 (184 amino acids)
Molecular function (GO): protein binding
Source: RefSeq, a predicted model, not a curated record
AUGCCCUUUCGCCCUGUAAAACCGUCGGUAAAGAAGAGCGGCAGGUCUGCCCGCGUCCGACAGCUUGCACCGCGCGAGGUAUACAUCAGGGCUUGUGCAGAGGCAGGCCUGAGUCCGAAUAGCGGUCUGAUUGACCUCCUUUCCGUUUACCAAGAGUCUGCCAGUGUAGAGUCCAUCGACGUUAGCCACAACUAUUUGGGAGACAGGGGGGUCAUUCCUCUGCUAGCCGUUGUGGAUCGAUGCAGCAAUCUGCGCGAUAUCAUUCUUAGCGAGAAUGGUCUGCGUAACAAUGCCGUUGCUGCACUGUGCAACUCUGCUGUGAAGCAUCCCUCUUUGAAGAGCAUUGAUGUCUCCGAUAAUUAUAUCAGUGAGGGCGCUGCUGUUCAGCUUCAUCGGCUUUUGGAGGAUAAUCCCAAGGUAUGUGAGCUUGGGAUAGACAAUACUAAAAUUGAUGUGGAGUGGCGUCUGAAGCUGCGUGACCUUGUUCGAGUGAAUGCUGCUGCUGCUGCUGCUGCUGCUGCCGCCGCUGCCGCACCUGCCGCAGCCGAAAGUUAG